This is a messenger RNA of Cydia amplana, 1560 nucleotides long. Its product is annotated as limbic system-associated membrane protein-like. Gene Ontology annotation, biological process: homophilic cell-cell adhesion; synapse organization. Gene Ontology annotation, molecular function: protein binding; axon guidance receptor activity. The coding region runs from base 82 to 1431 and encodes 449 amino acids. NCBI's taxonomy places the organism in Eukaryota, Metazoa, Arthropoda, Insecta, Lepidoptera, Tortricidae. Gene Ontology annotation, cellular component: plasma membrane; neuronal cell body; axon. The record is from RefSeq and is a predicted model, not a curated record. The transcript has 11 exons.
UUGUGAGUGAACUACGUACGGAUUUUUAAAAUUUAGACUUUGUUGGAUGAGGCGUUGGGCGAGGCGGCGUGGCUGAGCGCGAUGGAAGGCAGCUAUCUCGUUCUCGCCGCGCUGCUCAUCGCGGCGCGCGCGCAGAACACCAGAAAUGACGGGCCGCGUUUUCUGUCACGCGGGCACUCGUUCCGGACGGUGGUGGGAGACACGUUACUACUUCCCUGCCAAGUGCAAAACCUAGGUUCCCUGGUGCUCCUCUGGCGGCGAGGGCCAGCUGUCCUCACAGCAGCGAGCCUCAUGGUCACCCGGGACGAGAGGUUCAGGCUCGUCGACGGCUACAAUCUGCAGAUCACCGAUGUGGGACCGCAGGAUGCAGGCGACUACGUGUGCCAGAUAUCGGACCGCGUGGCGCGCGACCAGGUGCACACGGUAGAGGUGCUGGUGCCGCCGAGCGUGCGGCCCGCGCCCGAGUCGCGGCACGCGGCGGCGCGGCGCGGCGGCGCGGCCGUGCUCGAGUGCCGCGCCGCAGGCAACCCGGUGCCCAGCGUCACCUGGCAUAAACUGCCCCACACGGCGCAGAACGCGACGGCGCGACUCGGCGAGGGCCCACAGCUGCAGCUGGCUCGCCUGGAGCGCCGACACUCGGGCCGGUACGCCUGCACCGUCGACAACGGUGUCGGCCCGCCCAUCGUCACGGAGUUCCAGCUUCAAGUGCUAUAUCCUCCAGAGAUCACAGUGGAGAGAUCCUGGGUGCACACAGGGGAGGGGUUCAGAGCCGAGCUGCUGUGCACCGUGCUGGCCGACCCUCCGGCAGAGGUAUCCUGGUACCAGAACUCCUUUCCGUUGAGCGCAUCGGAGCGGGUGACGAUGGCGGCCCGCGGGAACAACCACACGCUGCUCAUAGCCAACGUGCAACCGGAGGACUUCGGCAACUACAGUUGCGUGGCGGACAACAGCCUGGGCCGCGCGCGGCAGCACGUGGAGGUGUCGGGGCGGCCGGGGCCCGCGCGCUUCACGUCGCCGCCGCUCGCGCGCGCGCCGCGCCAGUACACGCUCGCCUUCAGCGUCGACAGCUACCCGCCGCUGGACGAGCUGCGCCUGCUCUACCGGCAGCUGGCGAUAAACGAGUCGUUCCAGCAGCCAGGGCGGUGGCACGACGUGGUGCUGCCCGCGCCGGCGCCGGCCGGCUCGCUGACGCACCGCGUGUCGCACGAACUCAAGGCGUUGCAGCCCGCCGCCGUGUACGAGGCCAUCGUACAGGCUAAGAACCGAUACGGGUGGAAUGAGGUUAGCGACAUAUUCCAAUUCCACACACUGGGAGGUCCUCACACGGCGCACGCGGACGAACUCACACCCAUGUACUCGUCAGCUCACGUCAGCAAACACAUGGCAUGGUCACUGUCACACCUCGCCUUCUUUUACAUCCUACGCGCUUGAACAGAAGCCUUACGAUUGGCUGACGGCAGCCAACCAGCGUCGAGCGUCGACCGUUCGAUUUUUGAAUUUUGUAACCGUUAUUCGGGGUUAGUGAUAGUCUUUUGGUUUUUAAAACAAUCCUCAUUCGUA